AAUGUCAAAUGUGUCAUAACCAUGCUCUUUGCUAUGCAAUUUUAAAUUAUUUUUUGCAAUUUCCUUUGACCGUAAUUUAAAAAUGUUUGUUCGUUCGAGAUGUUUUAAUCUUUUAAAUAACGCUUUUAAAGUACAUAGGCGAUUAUACAUAACAGUCACAUCGAAACAUAAAUAUGUACAGGCAGCAAAUCUUAAUUCACCAAAAGUAGUGUCCUUCUCUGAUGAAAAGAAAUUGGAUGAAACCUCAAAAUUGCCACUGUCAAGCUUUCUUGCGAAAAAUGAGGAGGAAACGCAACGUUCACGUGAAGCAUCCUGGCGUACGAUGAAGUACACUUUUAUUAUUUUUGGAGGAUCAAUGUCGGCACUGGCCCUAUAUAUCUUAUUUGAAUUAGGAAAAGCUCCGACCGACGAGUAUGGCCAUCCCGUCAUGGAUGAGUAUAGUCACAUGCCCACCGUAAAACAAUACCUAUAUAGAACAAUAAGUAAACUCGAUUACUAUAACAAACUUAUUAAAGAACCAUCACGUGAAAAAUUGCUUCCUGAUCCAGUUAAAUAUCCGUACUAUCAGCCAACUUAUACAUUAGUUCUUGAAUUAACAGAUGUUUUGGUUCAUCCUGAUUGGACUUAUAAAACAGGAUGGCGUUUUAAGAAACGUCCAGGUAUUGACAAUUUCUUGGAAAGCUUAAGUGGGCUAUACGAGAUUGUGAUAUUCACAGCGGAGCAAGGAAUGACUGUAUUUCCAAUAAUUGAAGCUCUCGAUCCCAAAAAUUUAAUAUCCUACAAGCUGGUGCGUGAUGCUACUCAUUUCGUUGACGGUCAUCAUGUAAAAAAUUUAGAUAAGUUGAAUCGGGAUUUAAGCAAAGUGAUUGUCAUUGAUUGGAAUCCUCAGUCGGUAAAAUUCCAUCCGGAAAAUAUAUUCCACGUACAACGAUGGAUGGGAAAUAACGAGGAUACUACACUAAUAGACUUGACUGCAUUUUUAGAAACUGUUGCACAUUCAGAUGUAUCAGAUGUGCGAGAAGUAUUAAGGUAUUAUAGUGAGUUUGAUGAUCCAUUGACGACAUUUAGGAUCAAACAAAGAGAGUUAGCAGAACUGCAAGAUGCCAAAGCAAAAGUUCAAGAUGUGGAUAGUCCGUUGAAACGUUUAGGACGAGGUUUAUUUGGUAAAAGCUUCUGAAUCUCCCUCAGAUUGCAAAGUGAUGCCUUCAUAAAUAUCCAAAUUUGUGUGAAAAAAUAAAAUGUUUUUAUUAAUCUUAUGGGGUGUGUGGGAAUAGUACCAAGUAAUUGACUGUAUCAGUUUCCCUUGAUUAUGAACAAAUUUUUUAUAACUACAAUUGUACUGCUUGCGUUUGAAGCUAAUUUUGGGUAUUUAGGAAGAUUUGGAUAUAAAGAAAUGUAGCUACAUCUUGCAUUUCAUGUUCCACCUGUAAACACUUGAUCGAAUAAAGUUAUGUUUUUUC
Photinus pyralis (common eastern firefly) is the source of this 1460-nucleotide messenger RNA. RefSeq names its product mitochondrial import inner membrane translocase subunit TIM50-C-like. The transcript has 6 exons. The record is from RefSeq and is a predicted model, not a curated record. NCBI's taxonomy places the organism in Eukaryota, Metazoa, Arthropoda, Insecta, Coleoptera, Lampyridae. Gene Ontology annotation, molecular function: phosphoprotein phosphatase activity. The coding region runs from base 83 to 1177 and encodes 364 amino acids.